GACGUGUGGUUGGGCCUUUUUUGAGUGUGCGUGUUUGAAACACAGGAAAGGAUAGAAGGAUGGGUGAUGGGACCUACGUAGUAAAUUUUGAGGCUGUGAGAUUGCGGAGUUGGGAAGUUGGGAGGAUGGAGCUGGGAUGCGUGGAGGGCCUUGGGUUUGGUGGGGCUGGAUUGGGUGUGUGUGUGUGAGAGGUGUAGGUGGUGAGGCGGCUGUAUGAGGCAAGGAUACUUGCGUGCGUCGUGGGCAGGUGUACGUAGAUGUCUCGGUGCCUGGGUGCUGUUUGUUGGCCUGGCUGCCCAGCAUCCGCAAUCUCAGAGCCAAGGUAUCCGCCUCAGGCAGCAGGCACACGCCCGUCAAGUGUCACCAAGUCACUGUCGGUCAACCGUCAACCGUCAACCACCUACCACCAAUACCACCACAACCGCCGCCACCGUCGCCGCCCAUCAUGGCGCGUGCAGCCCUGCCCUACGGCCCUACGACCCACAUCUCCGUCACUCACUCACGCACACACUCACACUCACUCACAGCCACAACCACCGUCCCUACCCAACUGCCAACCUUAGGCCCCGUCCCAUAUCCUACCACACCACACCACACCUCGUGUCCGGCGCCCAUCGCCGCCUUGAUCCCGUAAGGCAGGUAAUCCCGUCCCCUAGCCACGCCAAUCUCAGCACGCACCCAACCCCAAAAAACCCAGCACUAGCACGCAGCACAAGCAACAAGCGCAAGCACGCAGCAAGCAGCAAGCACGGCGACGCCGAACCCGCCGCCUUGGCCCCAGCCCCAGCCCCAGCAGUCCCAGCUCCGGCUCCGGCACCCACCCGGCCCAAGGGCAAGGCGCGCGCGAGCGCGAAGAUCGUCGCGCCGGCAGCGCUGUUCCGGCCGGGUACGAGAAGCGUGUGCCGUGUGCUGCGCUUGCUUGCUUUAGUGCGUGGGACGAGCGCGGCGGCGCUGCUUGCUGAUGGUGCUGGGAUGGAGGGUUGGAGGGGUUAGGGUGCCAUGGGAUGGGGUGCCGAGUGCCGUAUACGACCGAUGACGGACGGACGGGCGGGC
Messenger RNA from Aplosporella prunicola CBS 121167, 1053 nucleotides. RefSeq lists its product as uncharacterized. The record is from RefSeq and is a predicted model, not a curated record. Bases 446 to 634 code for a protein of 62 amino acids. The transcript has a single exon. Lineage: Eukaryota; Fungi; Ascomycota; Dothideomycetes; Botryosphaeriales; Aplosporellaceae.